AAAAAAAAAAAAAAAAACGCAGGAAGGCGGGGCAGGAUAGUACAGUCAAAGGUCACUUGGAGGUUAGGAAUGCCAAGGAAGGAUAAGGAUACGGUUAGGACACGGGAAGGGCGGGGCAGGACAGGAAGGCUUAAGGUCGCCUGUAGGUCAGAUGCUAAAGCGCCUCCUUGCUCUCGUUCCAGGUCAGAUGUUCCUGAUCGACCGCUUCCUGGGCAACACCUUCCUCACGUUCGGCCUCGACGUGAUCAAGUUCAUGGAGGACGACCAGGAGGUGCGCAUCGACCCCAUGAUCUUCGUGUUCCCGCGCAUGACCAAGUGCUCGUUCAGCAAGUUCGGCACGUCGGGGGAGCUGGAGCGCUACGACUCCCUCUGCAUCCUGCCCAUCAACAUCGUCAACGAGAAAAUCUACAUCUUCCUGUGGUUCUGGUUCCUGCUGCUGGUGUUCCUCACGUUCUUCGUGCUGCUGUACCGACUCAUGAUCAUCCUGAGUCCGAGGAUGCGCGCCUACCUCCUGUGUCUCCGCUUCCGUCUCAUCAACAAAGAGGUGAUCAAUACGAUAGUGAGGAAGAGUAAGAUGGGCGACUGGUUCCUCUUCUACAUGCUGGGCCAGAACGUGGACACGCUCAUAUUCAAGGAAGUGAUGCACGAACUGGCCAAGAGGCUCGGCCACGCCUCCAAAGACUUUGGAGAGCCAUGAGAACCGCUGUAAAUAGCCACACAGGGUGUUUCACCACGAACGUCUGUGAUCCUAACGCAAGUAGUUUAAGGUAGUGUCCCAGUCAGCGGAAGCCACGGCAAGCACGCCUCAACCCACCACCUGCCGCGUCCUUCCACCUCCUCAAGACUGCCGGUGCCCGUGUCGCAUCCCCUCCGCCCCCCCCCCAACACCACCACUCCCAACACCACCAACAACAACACCACCACCACCUCCGCCAUCACCAUCACAGCCGCCGCCGCCGCCGCUGCUGCCUCCGCCGCCAUCAUCGUCGCCACUACCACCACCACCACCACCACCACUCUCCUGCCCCUUCCCCCUCCCAGAUCCAAGUCCCUCCGCGCCAGAAGUUGUGUAUUCGCUUGUUGCUCGCUCGUCACAGCCUCUCAGCCAGCCAGCUUCUGAUGCUUGUGUCGCUAGCUUCACACACACCUACCAUCACUAAUACUACUGCUAUUACUACUACUACUACUACUACUACUACUACUACUACUACUACUACUUCUGCUACACUGCCUACCAUCCAUCGCCUCCUCCACGCAUCGCCAUCACUUGUACCAACAACACAACACAGCCUGUCGCCGCAGUGUUGCCAGAAGAAAAGAAAGUAUCACAGGAAAAAAAAAACUCUUAAAAACUCAAACAGGAAAAGUACAAUGUGAAAUGAUCGACUCGCUUCGCUUACACUGAUGAAUAAUUUUAACUUGUAAUUAUAAUAGUCUUGGAGAUAUCUUGUUUCUUUUUAUACGUAUGACACAAGAUGGGAGUCUAAGUGAGUUUGGUUUUCUAAUCUAAAGGAGCUUCUUGUUAUGUAUGGUGAAAAGUAUUAGAGCAAAAUCCAUCUCCCGCCCUACACCUCCCUGCAUACAUACAUACACGCUCGCAGCUUUCGGCUUACUCUGUUCAUACGUGUCGGUUUCCUGUACGUUGUCUCCGGGGAACUCUUCAAGCAAGCAAGCCAGCGAUCCACCCCCCACUCACCCGACCCCCGGACGCAAGGAAAAAGAAAAAAGGAAACAAAAAGCACUCGAAAACACGCACUCAGCAAGCACAAAAAGAAAUCAUAUAGGAAAAAUAUUAUUGUACGAAGAAAUAUAGCAAUUACACACACACACACACACACACACACACACACACACACACACACAUGCACACGCACAUAUUCACACACAUACACACAACCUUCAUCAGUCACACGCACACGCCUGCCACCCACCCCACCUCAAGCAUACAUACAUACAGCUGCUGGGACCCCCCCCCUUCCCCCUCUUCCCCCCAUUCCAUCCUCCCCUAUUUUCCCCUCUAUACCCCCUCCCCCUUCCCCUGACCUCAGUGUCCAACCACACGUCUGCAAAUCCAACGUCAGGGAACAAGUCUCGCCAAAUGAAAGUUUCAAUGCUAUUUGUACAAGUGUAGAGAAAAAGAAAUAUUUGAUAUACCACGAGUGACUGUGAGAGUUUGAAGCGACUCCUGAAGUGACUGACUGUGCAGUGUGAGCGUGAGGUGACUGUUCAACCGUGAAGGACGACGAGUGACGAUUCCGCGAUUGUCAGUGAAACAAACGAAGAGGAAAUUAUUAUGCCCGUAGCUGAUAGAAUGAAGAGUAAAAAAUUAAAUUGCAUACCUAUACAUAUAUACCUACAUAAUAAUUAUAAUCCGUAGUGUUCCGUAGUACUAGAGAGACAGCACAGCCGCGGACGGUCUACCGACGACUCUGAGAUAAAAUUUAGAAAGUAAAAUAAAAGUACAAUAAUCCAGCGAGCGGUGCUCAGUGACCGUCGUGCGCCAGGGACUCGCGGCGCGCGACGCAGGAAAAGACGAAAACGCAAACAAAAGACACACUCCUGAAAUCAUCGUCAUCGUAAACCAAAGUGACAUUGGAAGAAAAAAUAUAAAAAGAAAACAGAAACCAUGAAAAGACAAUUAGAAAAGAAAUAAGGAAAAGUUACAAUUCCAAAACCUGAAACCAUUUUGUCUGCGCGGGGCUGCGUGGCAUGAGAACAGCAGCAGCAGCAGCAGCAGUGCGCACAACAGCCUGCGGCGGUGACGACACACACACGGGCUGCCGACGAUCAGACGGCGAGGGGCGGCGCUCCCCUUUCUCCCUCCCUGCCAGGGCGGCGAGGCGAGGCGAGGCAGUCCGGCCCGCCCUCGCCAGGACCCGAGUGACUGGCUAACGGCAGGAAGCAGUCGGUGCAAAGCAGAGCCAAAGGAAUGUUAUAUACACUGUCCAUAAACAAGACAUGUAUUUUUCCCGAGUUACUACGUAGCCAUACUUAGUGAAAAUAAGUAAGUGGCCGCCGCGGCAGGACGCAGGCGCGGCCACGGACUGAACCUGCUGAGUGCUGAGGCGGCAGCGUCUGUGUGUGCGUGUGUGAGUGUGUGUGUGUGAGUGUGUGGCGGGCCGCUGACUCCCUCCCGCCCCGCCCCCGCCCCCACAGCGCGCCGCACCCCCUCCCCCUGACACACCCCGCCCCCGCCCACACACACGCAAGUGGACAAACGAAAUAAUAAUCAUACAUACGAUGGUCUUCCAGCCGCCUAUGGUCGGCUGGGCCCCGGGCGGCGGAGGGCGAGCCUCGGCCAUCAGGGAACGCGCCCAGCUACAUUAGCUGGGCCGCUGGACUUUAUAGAGCAUUUCCAGUGUAGACUAAAACCGUUUCUGGUCAAUUUUAAGAAUCUUUCCUUAUUCACAGUUUCAUCAUAUUUUCCUGACUCUUCGUGUACAGAAUCGUUUCAUUGUUUGCUUCAUAGGAUUACUGAGGCUGACGCGGCCACGUCCGGCGCCUCGGAGCUUCACUUGCCCACACGUUUGUAAACAUCACUAUUUUUGAAGCUCCGGAUCGCUCUUCGGUGUGGCACAUGUGAACCAUUUAUAAAUUUAUGAAUCCAUUUGUUUUUAAUAAAUAUUACUUUAUUCUAUUUAGAAUAUAUGUAUAUAUGUGUAUUUAUAUACAUAUAUAUGUAAGUAUAUGUAUAUAUCUAUUGAUAUAUAUACAAUAAUAGGAUAGUUUUCUCGAAUUUUGAAGACUCUUUUUAGAAAGUUCCACAAAAUACUAAUGUUGAUUAUAAUAACGAUGAUGAUGAUGAUGGUGAUUGGUCAGCUCCGUAACGAUGAGUCUUAAGGCCUCGCUGCCGUAGCGUCUCUAGUGCCGCCGCCGCCGCCGCCGCCGCCGCUGCUAGUCGACACCUUGGUUUACGCUGCUCAAUCUCGUGCGGGUCCCGGCGUGGGCCCGUCCGCCUUGCUGCAGUCAUGGCCGCUUGGCGCCUCUGUUGCGUGUGUCGCAAGUGUCGGCGGCCAUGAGUGCAGCGAGGCGCCAGGCCGCGCCCCCGCGCCAGCACCACGCCCGCCCGGCAGCCGACGCCGCGCCGCGCCCUUAGGCACGCUUGAAGGUGUAGCUGAGCCGUAGGUGUCGGGUAGGUGGGUUCUCAUGCCUAUGAUAAAAACGAAAAUAAAAAAAUUACUAAAAAAUUGUAGCUUGUCUGUUAUCUCAUGUGUUCUCGAGUCUGGACGAGUCUGCUGCCAGUGCUCUCCACCGAAUCAGUCUGUUUGUUUUCUCUAUCUCAAUAAUUUUUAUAUUAAGUAGUGUGGUGAGUAACUGACUGGGUUAUAUUGCUUCCUGUACCCUUAGUUUUGUAGUCAAGUAAAAAAAAAUGUAUUUUCCCUUCUUGCUCUACUAUAAAAAAAAUCGAAGAAUUUACCGAUUUAGCAGUCCUGUGUUCGUUGUGAAAGUUAAGCUGCAUGGUGAUCCUACAAAGAAAGCAAUAAUUCAUUUUUGUAGAGAGUUCUUCAAUAACAUCUAUGCACUGCCACCUCUGUAAAUGCACCUUAAUGAUAAUACAAUUAAUAUUACUGUUUGACCCUUCCCCCGAGCUGAAGUGUCGGCCCCCCCUCCCCUCCCCUGGCCCGGCUAAGGACCCGCUGCACCUCCUAUGGCACCCGCUUUACACUAUUUUUUGUUACUGUUGUUAUCCCGUCAAUGAGGCGCCGUGCCAUAGGGGCGAGCAGCGGCGGGGGCCGAGGGGUGCCCGCUCACGCUGCCACACCCGGGCGAGCGUUAAAUUAAGUACCUAUGUAAGUAAAGAGAACUAGAGACGUAAAUUAAGCCGUGUGGUUCGAGGCGUGUGGCAGACGGCGGGGAGGAGGGGCGACUGCUCCCUCCGUCACCCAAACUGUUGCGGUUAUUUAACACUGUUUUAAUGACAAAGAAGGCAAGACUAUCGCUGAGCCUCAGAGAGAGAGAGAGAGAGAGAGAGAGAGAGAACACACUAGCAUUCAAGCAACACACACUGAUGGUCUUGUCGCCGCCGGUCCGCGAGGCUCACACACAGGCCAGCACGGGAGGAGCGAGGCUGCGCGACGAAACAAUAAUAAUAAAGUGGAAGCGAUAGUUUUUCCGACUUGCUAGUUGUGCCUUUCCGUUGAUUUAGUCGGUACUGACUCCACCACACUGCUAUACACGCCCUAGGUAGGCAGUUGUUGACACACAGGGCAGUCAUGGUGCACGACAUCCCUCCCUCGCCCGCCCCUCCCCAGGCGGCCCAGCGCGGCGGCUGGGGCACCCCAGGCCCCGGAGGCUGCCCGCGGGGGCCAAGAGCGAUGGUGCUCCCGCCCCCCGUGGCCGAGGGGAGGGGGGCAGGGGGGCCGUCAGCCACAUAAUGUAUUGAAUUAUUGUCAACGUCGUCGUUGUAGGCGACUGCUUCACGAUUAUUGUUUAUAUGAACAAUUAAGCCACAGUUUGUCUGUUUUUACCAAUUGCACAUUUGAGUUUCUUUUUACGUUGAGAAAUGUCGAUAGUCGAGCACUAGUCCUAGUGGCACCUGUGUUGUCGGUCAUGUUUUGUCGUGUCUCGCCCCGCACGUGAGGCCCCUGGGACGCGGGGCCGCCAGGCACGCCGCGGCUGGGUGCUGACAGCGGGGCGAAACUUUUCUCGUUUCAGUUUGACAUUGUGUCCUUGUUUUCACACAGUAAUAAUUAGAGCAGAGAGGCUUAGUGUCUCCCCUCCCAGCGCGCCACGCCCUCGCCCCGCCCGGUCAUCGUCCCGUUGUUAUCAUCACCACGACCGUGUACAUACUCAUCUGCCAGUUGUCUGUCACCCGGCGCCUCCACCUUCCCUCCCCCCACACCCGCCUCUCCUUCGAGGACGCAGUGGUCGAGUACUGGACAUGGUUGCCACGACACCUCGCAUGGUAGCGACUGAGCAUCACCUUCAUGCGAUCAUUGACGGGCGUGGCGGCGGCGGUGGGGCGCGGCUCGGGGCUGCGCGGCGACGGUCAGGCCGGCUACCGCGCCUCCCCGCCCGUCCCCGCCGCCCCCCACGCCUGCCCACGCAUCGAGUUAGUCACUUGGUUUCGGUUUAAACACCCACGUGUAGCCGACACACACACACACACACACACACACACACACACCAUUUCAGACACUCGUGCGGUCCAGUUCAUCAUCGGCGGUGUCGCUCAGUCCAGUACGGUAAAUAAUUGAUGCCACACACACACACACACACACACACACACACACACACACACACACACACACAUCGCAGGGAAAAAUUUAACAGCCAAGGUAUCGAAUGGAGAAAGAAGCCUUUGGAGCCUCACGAGACAGCUUCGGAACAGCGAGCCACGCGACUCGCCCCAGAGUAGCCGGCGCAUUCUAGAGGCGGGCGCGUCGCAGCUCGGCGGGUUGGUGGCCUGCCCCGCCACACACCCGGGCUGCCGGAGGGCGACACACUCAAGAGCAGGCAACGUAGAAACCCUAGUAAGUGAUUGACGUGUGUGAGUCAACUACAAUGAUCAAUCAGUAUUCACUCCAAAUACGACACCUUCGUAGGUCGAUGGAUUCCCUUGUCAUUCUGUUUGUGGCGGCACUGCUAGAAGGUCCUGGUCACGGUUCGUACUGUGCCUUCCUAGCCACCACCUCGUGCCUUGUUAACGCGACCACGUAUCCCCCAAGGUUCGUAUGGUUCACCUUCCACCAGCCUCUGCUUCAUCCGUUUCCUCCAAUGCUGAUGUAGAAAUCUAGUCGUAGGAGACAACCAUAAGCGCUUCCUCGCCGCCGACACACGUGCGGCGAGGGGAAAGUACUCUUAAUAAUCAAAUAAUACUCCUCCGAACAAAUGGCCUCAAGGCAAACAAAUGAAGUCUAUCUACCCUUAAGGCGAUACGUGUCAUUUGAGAGACGAAUGUACAGCGCGUGUGCAGUGUCGUGCCGCCAACACCACCACCACCACCACCUGGCCGGCCGCAGCCCCACGGUAGCUGGUGGACGGUGACCUCGCCGCCGAUACCGAGAAGGGAACACCGUAAACGAACGAUGUGCAGUAGCGGUGUGCCACGAGCAAGCCCGCGAGUAUGAGUUUGAAUGUGUGUACGUUGUCUGCGUUUAGAUUAUUGUCUUGAGUUUAUUGCCGUGUGUUUUUGAGUUUGUUUUAGUUCGUGUCUUUCCUCUCCUGCUCAUUUUCCAUGUUCUUCCUCCACCUCCUCCACGCCACUCCUCCACACUUGCCCACUACCUCCCACUUGCGUCAAGAAGAUUGUGGUGCCCCCGGGAAAGUUAUCAAAAUCAAAGAAUCAAAAUUGUGUCCCCCGAUCUACAUAAUGUAUAAAUAGUCAAGUUGACCAAGCGGACGCUAGCUGCCCACAUAGCCAGUCCCAAGACGCUGUACAUAGCCGCUUGUGAGGCCAGACUAGGCUCGUAGCAGUAGCUUUUAAGAAAAGUUCCUCAAAGGCAUUUCCACUAUACUUGUAACGGUAGUGUCAGUCUCGUUAGACGCGUUUAUAAGAGGUUCGCUUUUGACUGAGCAGGAGGCGCCCGCCCAUACAGCGGUUCUCUGCAGCAGUGUAGCGCCGACAGUUUAACAGAUCUCCACCGUGUGGGGUGACCAGUACUCUUGUUUCUUGUAGCGGCGGCGACUGCGACAGAGAGAGCGAGCGGCGCCCGCGGGUUCCUGCUGAGAGAACGUUUAGCUUUGGUUUUCUUGGAAGGGACGGCGGCGCUCUGUGGAUCGGGGUAACUUUGCUAUUUUGUAUGCUCUUGAGUCUUGACAACUCUUCACGUGGAAGCUUGAAAGAUCUCAGGGCACCGAUAAUGUGGCUUACAACAACAACAAAAAAAUUGUUAACUGUACAGGUCUGUGCGUUGUUGACCAGUGGCUGUUGUGCUGAAAGUCGCUCUUAUUCUUGCCCGAGUUUGUGUGUUUUCUGACAUGUUUGUUUUGCUUGUGAAGCUUUUUAGUUUUAUGUAUUUGCACCCAUGUUCUGAGGGAAAGGUCUCUAUGAGGAUUUUAAGCUUAAUAACAUUAAAUGAAGCCCCAAUACUGCCUACUGGUGAAGUAUGAAGCGUAACAUUCCAGCCGAAUACGAACAUCCAUCAAAACCGUUUUGUUGACCCGUCUCACCACCACUGUGAAUCAUGCAUAUCACACCCUGUCGCCCUGGACGCUCCUUGUCACGCACCGCUACUUUUUAUGCGCUAAUAUUUUCCAAAAGACUCACUACCCGGAGCGUCCCCGGCUGUUUCCCCCCGGCUGGCGGCCGCCCCGGGGACACGUGCUGACGAAGGAGCGUCUAGGGCCGCGCUGACUAUCAGCCCGCGACCCGGGUCUCCGCCUGAAUCAGGCGGGGUCGCCCCGGGCCGCCCCUCACGCAGGUGUCUGCGUGCGGCCAGACUCGUGCUUUCAACACAGCGUGAAUAGAAAGCACAAGGGCGCCGGGAGUCGCGCAUUUCCGCUGACUGGGGCCGGGCGUGGGCUGGGCCUGGCGGCGGCUCAGCCUCUCAGGAGCCGUGCGGCAGGCGGGCCGGCCCGCGCCUCGUCCACCAACUGCCAGUGGCCGCGUCGCUGCCCGCGGGCGGCGGCCGGCCUCAUCGGGACGUGCGGUUCGGUCUGCCAGGUCCCUCCGCCAUAUUGUUUGCCCUGCGUUACUCGCCAAUUUACCAUGUUUACGAUCCAAACUUUAUAGAUACUUUCCAUGAAUUGCUGUCUAGGAAGUGUCCGGCUAGACUCCUGCUAGUGCCUGCCGCCCGGCGGGGAGAGCCGCCCGCCGCCCCGGGGCCCCAGCCGGCGGGGCGGCGGCAGCACGCGUCAACAUAUCGCCCGCGGCGCCCCAGCGCUGGCACGGGCCUGAUAGCACUAGGGACGUCUUUUUCCA
Molecule: messenger RNA, 8863 nt
Organism: Eriocheir sinensis (Chinese mitten crab)
Lineage: Eukaryota; Metazoa; Arthropoda; Malacostraca; Decapoda; Varunidae
Product: innexin shaking-B-like
Exons: 2
Coding region: 152-697 (181 amino acids)
Cellular component (GO): plasma membrane; gap junction
Molecular function (GO): gap junction channel activity
Source: RefSeq, a predicted model, not a curated record